This is a messenger RNA of Soboliphyme baturini, 441 nucleotides long. The record is from the annotation of a GenBank genome assembly. NCBI's taxonomy places the organism in Eukaryota, Metazoa, Nematoda, Enoplea, Dioctophymatida, Soboliphymatidae.
AUGAUCGCCGAGUGCCGGGUCGGAGUUAAGUGGCCGUCGCCAGAUAUUCAAGAUUUUUCGGCGGAACUCUUCUGCCGAGUUACGGUAGGUCAAAAGGCGAAAGACCAAAAGAAGCGGCCCCGGGCAACAUUCCUGGUUCCUGACUCACGCCGGUGGUGGGUCGGCAGAUUACUCACGACGCAGGCGAAUGUACGGUGCAUCGGCCCGGCCGGAUCAAAUGCAAGGUCACCGUUGGUUCGUGUGGCGGUGGGAUCGGAAACGAGGGUAAAAGGCGGCGGUUGCGAUGACGAAGGAUGCGGUCCGGUCGAUCAGUCGGUGCUAAUCGGGGCGCGAGGCGAGGCGAGGCGAGGCAAGGCGAGGCACAGCCAUAAUGGGCGUAACGCACGGUCGCCUUCAGACGGUGCCUACGUCCCGUGGUUGACCUGCGGCCUCGUUCAGUAA